Messenger RNA from Armigeres subalbatus, 825 nucleotides. Its product is annotated as DNA replication complex GINS protein PSF1-like. Lineage: Eukaryota; Metazoa; Arthropoda; Insecta; Diptera; Culicidae. The coding region runs from base 146 to 727 and encodes 193 amino acids. Gene Ontology annotation, cellular component: GINS complex. Gene Ontology annotation, biological process: DNA replication; DNA strand elongation involved in mitotic DNA replication. The transcript has 3 exons. The record is from RefSeq and is a predicted model, not a curated record.
GUACCACAAACCACAACAUACCAAGCAGAGGUUGAACAGAACGUUUUUUGAAUUCUUCUCAGUUUAUUACUUUUUAUUACGUUUUGCAACAGAUAAAUUUGAAUCAUUUCGUAGAGUGAAAGUGCAGUGUAAAUGUUGGAUCGAAAUGGCUGAGCGGGCAUUUGAAUUAGUCAGAGAACUGACCAGAACUACCGAGACCAUUCCGCCCUUCAACAGCGAGGGUGUUCGAGCUGCACUUGAGGAUAUGAAUCAAACGUAUGUGGAUAAUAACAUUCACGCGCUGGAGUACAAUGAAACCGCUGAUCAUAAGUAUCUCCCAGUGAUCAUGUACCGCCAUAAACUGAUUCAAAGACAAAAACGCUGUCUCAUGGUCUACCUGCAUAAUCGGCUCCAGAAGCUCAAAAAGGUACGAUGGCACCUGGGGGCCACGCUACCAGCCGAUAUCAAAGCCAAUCUGAACGAACCAGAACUGCAGUGGUUCAACAACUAUUCGCGCAUGCUGGCCAAAUACAUGGCAACGAUUGGCGACGGUACGGGCCUGAAUCUUACGAACGACAUCAAACCGCCGAAGUCGCUGUUCAUCGAAGUACGCUGCCUCACUGACUACGGUAAGUUUGAGCUUGAAAGUGGCGAAAUCGUGCUGCUAAAGAAGAACAGUCAGCAUUAUUUGCCGAAGCUCCAAUGCGAGGCUCUUAUUCGGCAAGGCAUUCUGCAGCACAUCGUUUAAAUCACAUUGUUUAAGUUCAAGAGAAUAAAUUAAAAACAAUAUCGUCCAGAAAUCACGCACCAUAUGGCAAAAAUCCCGAAAAAUUGAAACGCAAUAAA